Rotaria sordida is the source of this 969-nucleotide messenger RNA. The record is from the annotation of a GenBank genome assembly. Lineage: Eukaryota; Metazoa; Rotifera; Eurotatoria; Philodinida; Philodinidae.
AUGCUUACGAUUAUUAGUUUAAUAUUGAUAUUCUAUAUAUUAUAUCGAAUCUUUUUUUCGCCUGCUAAUAUUCAUACUCAAGGAAAGUAUGUUCUUAUAAGUGGUUGUGAUACUGGAUUUGGUCAUACAUUAGCUAUCAAACUUGAUAAACAAGGUUUUAGUGUUCUUGCUGGUGUCUUCGUUCCUGACAAUGUAAUUUCUCUUAAAGACAAACUUUCAUCAAAAGCUACAGUUUUUCGUCUUGAUAUUACUAAACAAGAAGAUAUUGAUGCUGCAUUUGAAUUAGUCAACGAGAAAACAAAAAUUCUUCAUGCACUUGUGAAUAAUGCUGGUAUUUCAAUUGGUGGAUAUAUUGAUUGGAUUCAAGUAGAUUCAGCACGACAAAUGAUGAAUGUUAACUUUUUUGGACAUGUUGCAAUGACAAAGAAAUUUUUACCUUUACUUAUUGCUAAACAUGAUUCACGUGUAGUAAACAUGAGUUCUAUGUGUGGUUUUAUUAGUCUUCCUGGUUCAGGUGCUUAUAGUGCAUCAAAAUAUGCAUUGGAAUCAUUUUCUGAUUGUCUUCGUCGUGAAAUGGCUCCAUGGAAUUUACGUGUUUCUAUUAUUGAACCAGGUACAAUGCGAACAACAAUGACUGAAGGUUUGGAACAAUCUUUGAAAAAUAUUUGGCUUCAAUUGCCAAUCGAUGUUAAAAAACGAUGGGGUGAACAAUUCUUCGAAUAUUUAUUUAAAUUAGUGAUAAAUAGUCCAUUUAUUAGAUAUUCUGAAAAUCCAGAAAAAGUUAUUCGAGUACUCGAACAUGCUAUUAUAAGUAAUGCUCCUCGAAUUCGAUAUCGACCAGGUUGGCAAUCAAGUCUUUUCUUUUAUCCAUUAUCUAUUCUUCCUACUUGGUUAGUUGAUAAAAUACUUUCUCUUGGAUUUAAUGUUCGUCCUGAUGGAGUCAAACAUCAGUUAUCCAAUCAAGAAUGA